Aspergillus chevalieri is the source of this 363-nucleotide messenger RNA. RefSeq lists its product as uncharacterized. The record is from RefSeq and is a predicted model, not a curated record. Lineage: Eukaryota; Fungi; Ascomycota; Eurotiomycetes; Eurotiales; Aspergillaceae. The transcript is spliced from 4 exons. The coding region runs from base 1 to 363 and encodes 120 amino acids.
AUGGCCGUUUCCUGCAUGAGCCUGGGAGGUGCAUGGAUUGAGAUCUAUGCAGAUGCCUGUGAGGCUCUGGCUGCAUCAGACUGUGCUUUUGCUGACCACUGGGGGGUGCGUUUUCACCGUGAUCAAGGAGUCACUACACCUGGAAGUAAACGCAAGCAAGGCCCUCCCCCUCCUGAAAGCAGUGAUGAGGCCAACCUUGCCACUCCCAUGCCUGCUCUUCAUGCCAGCAAGCGCCGCCGUUCCGCACAUAUUGUCCGUCGUUCGACCCGUUUGAUGCAGGCUGGUGGACAGGAAGAUGAUGAGCAGGGUGAGCCAAGCAUCAGACAGAAUGGUACUGUGGAGAAUGUCAUGGGCUCAGAAUAA